Messenger RNA from Acromyrmex echinatior (Panamanian leafcutter ant), 1236 nucleotides. RefSeq names its product protein dpy-30 homolog. NCBI's taxonomy places the organism in Eukaryota, Metazoa, Arthropoda, Insecta, Hymenoptera, Formicidae. The record is from RefSeq and is a predicted model, not a curated record.
UUACCGGCCUGACGUUGGCGACAUUAUCCCGACGUUCGACAUCGGUCCGGUCGGUCGGUCGGCAGUGACGAUUGUUUACACGAUGGCGUCCGGCGGUGAAAACGCGACCGAGGAACGGACGGAGACGUCAACGCCGGUUCAACCCGUUGCCAAUGCCGUAUCCGAGACAACCCACAAAGUGAUAGGGAUGGAUAAGGAUGGCGAAUUGUCUGGUGUACCAGCAAAGAAACCUCGUGUCGAAGUGCAAUCUCUUCCAACCAGACAGUAUUUAGAUCAGACCGUAGUACCGAUAUUGCUGCAAGCAUUGUCAUGUCUGGCCAAAGAGAGACCUGCCGAUCCUAUAAGUUUUCUCGCCGGUUAUUUAUUGAGAAACAAGAGUCAAUACGACAGCGGCGGUUCGCCGCCGACUAGUCAAUGAAUGCUUCCUCAUCUGUGCGUGCCCGUUUUAUGGAAAUUUGAUGAACAUUUCUUCGUAAGAAAUCUCUUUUGAUUUUUUAAAUACAUAUUUAUGAUAAACAUAUAUACUUUUGUAUUUUCGUAUAUGAAAUAAAAAUGUGUUAGCUUUUUACUGUAGGGAUGACAAUGAUGCAUAGAUGUACGAAAUAUCUGGAUGGAGCAUAGUGCUGUGGGGUUGAAGUUCAAGGGGAAAGAAUAGUAAUGUAAAAUCAUCAAGAUGACAACGACUGAGAGUGGAAAGAGCGGGGCGCACUAUAUUACACUACUUGACUUAUCUACAAUGCCGUUGUGUUUAAUGUUGUUCAGUUAAGCGUGUCUUGUUUAAUCACAUUGCGAUUGAUCACAGCCACUUAUAGCGAUCAAUACUUGAAGUAUUUCCACUGUGUUAUAUUGAACUCUAACCAGAAAGUUUUAUGUUAAAUUAUUUAAUUAGCGAUGGACACUCUGUGUCUCAGUUAGGCUGUAGAUCAAUCAGUUAUGAACAAUGUAUUAUGCUUCCUAUGAAUGCUUCGCCAAAACUGAAUCACUACGAUUUUAGAUGAAUUUGCGACUGCAUUGUAGACUACGUUUUACACAAACACGGCGCUACGUGUCUCUGACAGAACAAUCAAGAUCGAUUUUUUCCACAAUCUCUCAAACUUCAUUCUCCUGGCCUAAAAGGGUAUUUUACGCUCCGUCUAGGUAUUUCGUACGUCCAUGUUUUAGCGAGAUAAAAUGGUGUUGUUCUGAGAAAUGUAAUGUUAAUUAGUCUUGAAUUAAAAACAAUUUUUAACAUUGAAA